AUGUCCAAGACUUCAUACAUAGAAAAGGUCACUUCAUUCCUUCAAAGCAACGGCUUCACACUUCUUGAUGCUGACCCACUCAAGAAAUACACUUCCAAAUUCAGGAAAAUUUUAGAUCAGUUUGGACCAACUUUGUUUGAGGAUUACAAAAAACUAAUACCUAUGAAUUUCAAUAUCCCACGUUUGUAUGGACUUCCGAAGGUUCAUAAAAACGACAUACCAAUCCGCCCAGUGGUAUCUUUCUAUACGAGCUUAGCCUACAAACUAUCCAAAAGACUCAACGAAUAUAUCACAGAUAGAGUUGACUACCAAUCACCUCACAGCAUCAAGAAUACCGGUGACUUGAUCGAAAAACUGAAGAAAAUACAACCUCCUAAUAAUUUAAUACUAGCUUCUUUAGAUGUAUCUAAUCUGUUCACCACAGUACCUGUACAACAAACUCUUCAAAUCUUCAAAAACCUCCUAAUUAACUCAGGCUUAUCAGACAGUAUAGUUGAGAGCAUCUUCCACUUGACUAAACUCUGCCUUGAACAAAACUUCUUCAUGUUCAACGGAUCAAUAUAUUCCCAACCAAAGGGACUAAACAUGGGCAACGGCUUAUCAUCUUGUAUGGCGGAGGUGUUUAUGAAAUAUUUCGAAAAAUCGUUCGUAUUCCAUGUCAAUAACCCAUUCAAAGACAAAAUCCUCUUCUGGUUUCGCUAUGUAGACGACAUAUUCAUUGGAUGGUUGGGUAGUCAGCAAGAAUUGUCGGAUUUCUACAACUGGCUGAAUAUUAGACACUCUAACAUCAAAUUCACCCUAGAAACAGAAGAAAACAACAGUAUAAAUUUUCUAGAUCUUACUAUAACUAUAAGAGAAAAUAAAUUCAAUUUUGACAUUUAUCGGAAACCAAGCCAAACAAACCAUAGUAUACAUUCCAAUUCUUGCCACCACCACACACACAAACUAACAGCAUUUCGAUCAUAUAUACAUAGAAUGUUUAAAAUACCAUUAGAUAAAAAAGAAUUCGACAAAGAAGUCUCUACUAUCAAGUACAUUGCCCAAGAAAAUGGAUUCGACCCAAACAUAAUAGACAGACUCAUCAAUAAGAAAAAAUUCAGACUUCUGUCAAACGACAGUCACCGAACAAACAAGGUGGAAAAUUAUAUUAGCCUUCCCUUUUUUGGUGACAUCUCCUACCAAAUAUCCAAUGUUCUAAAACAACAGAAGAACCUAAAAAUUUCAUUCAAAACACAAAACACCCUGCAACAAUUACUAGUAUACAAUAAAGACCCUUUACCCAUUCUAGAGAAAUCAGGGGUUUACAAACUCAAAUGCGGUGAACCUAGCUGCAACAUUGUCUACAUAGGUAGGAGCGGAAGAAACAUAGCGACCAGAAUAAAAGAACACCUCAUGAGUCAAAGGAUCAUGUCCAAUAAUAAAUCAACAUUCGGUAAACACCUCAAAGACACCAACCAUGAAUUCGACCCCAACACAGACGUAGAACUUCUUCACCCGGUAGAAUAUGGUUUUAAACAAGAAACUUGGGAAGAACUAGAAAUAUACAAACAUUCCCAAAGCAGAUACGAAGAACCCGUAAACAUCAUGUCUACGAACACUGUAUAG
This is a messenger RNA of Coccinella septempunctata (seven-spotted ladybird), 1605 nucleotides long. RefSeq lists its product as uncharacterized. Bases 1 to 1605 code for a protein of 534 amino acids. The transcript has 2 exons. The record is from RefSeq and is a predicted model, not a curated record. Lineage: Eukaryota; Metazoa; Arthropoda; Insecta; Coleoptera; Coccinellidae.